UAGGCCUUAGAAAAAAUAGAUGGUCCAUACAACCUCUGGAAGCCCUAAAACCUGCCUAGAAUUCGGGUAUACACUUCGCCGCAUUCGUUUACUCAACAAGCCUAUCCAGGAGGAUUCGUGUAAAUAUUUCUGCAAUAGUAUUCACGAGCGCAAUAUCUCUUCAAGAGCCCGGAUCCUCUUAAUCACCUUUCUUGAAUAACAUGCACGUGAGGAUAGUUUCCCAAGAAGGGAGGCCCUCCUUAAUCUUUCAGAUCCUCCUGAAUUGACACUCAAGAUAAUCUAGACAUAACUCGUGCAAAGCUUGGUAAAGCUAAGCUGAAACACCAUCGUGUCCAGGGGCUUUCCCCUAUUUACUUUUGCGGAUAGCAGCCUUGAUUUCCUCUUUUGAGAUCUGGGCACCCAGAAGGGGGUGCGUAUUUAUACUCCAAGAAAGAUCAAGGUUCACUCUAGGAGAACACAACGUAUUCACGAAACCUUACCAUGAUUGAAUGUUAAUACUCUGUGCAAGUCUCGGCUUGAAGAAAAUACCUGCUCUCCAAAACUUUGACGUGCCUCUGGUAGAUGCUUGAGCCUCUUGAAACGCCUUCUCAUUCAAAAUUUUCUUAGAGAUUCACAACCAGUUGACCAGUUGAGCCCAGUUGAGCCAAGGCAUUUCUCUGUAAAGUGAAAGGAAUCAGUAGGAAAAUAUAAUGAGUUGCGGCUGCCGCCCUAAUUUUCGAGGUAAUAUUUUCGUUCAAGUCGCCACUGAAGAGAAGAGCGCCACCUGGGAAUACGGGAGUAUCAGUGCAUCUAGGAAAAACAAACUUUUAUCUUCUCUCCAGGCUCAGAGGAGAAGAUGGAAAACAGGCAAUCCUUGAUUGAGGCGCAUAUCAGUGCUUCACAACAGCAGAGAACUGCAAUUUUGAGAGAAACUUACUAUGACGAGCGUAACUGCCGUCCCGGAUAGCCUCAGUGCAACCUACAAUAUGAUUCCUCCCAAGGGGUAUCACCUCCAGCAGGGCUUAGCACACAGCUCAGCUUCUCUUACUCUCGCCAAGAAUCAUCAGACGCUGAGUAAGGGAAAGAAAUCGUGGAGUGUCAGGUUGGGCUUAUCACGUCAGAGUCAAUCACCAGAUGAUCUUGUAAAAGGCUGGGGAACUAUAAGUGGUGGGAGCGCACUAUCUCAUCAAAUGAUUUAUGAAGAUCCAUGGCUGUACGGAACAGUUCGGGCCUCUCGAUCUGGACAAGAUCCACGAGCUUUCUUAACUUCUCCCCCUUCACCAGGAGCUCCUAUCCUCAUACUAUGUUCCUGUCCAGAAUUUCUGAGUGGCUCUACCCGGAAGCUGAGCAACUGCUGGAAAUGCGGAGAUCAUCGACUGGGUAGAAUACCCUAUGGUGGCACCUGCAGGUUGCAAACGACACCUGCGAGAACCCGGGCGAGCUUAGCAGGAAUACUGAGGCCCUCAGUAGACGACCCUUACGAUCAAAUGCGACGGAAUUGUCUAAUUGAACCAAGAUCGCGAGCCAGAAGCAUCUCCCCCCAUCGGCAAAUUGGACAAAGAGACACUCGAAGUCAAUGCUUUAUGCGAGGUUCAAACAUUUUCACUCAAGAGCCUUCCUUCUCACGAAUAGAUUGUUUUAAUGCUACAGUGAACUUUAAUGAAACCGAUUGUCAAAAACCUCACUUAUCAAAUAUGAAUGACCAGUCGUCUGAUAUCAAAAACCGUACAGAUCAUAGAAUGACUUCCGGGAGAUUAAUUGGGAUUAAAAACAAACUCCGGAAUAUAAAAAACGAUGGGCAGAAAUCCUCACCUCAAACUUCUAAGAACACCCAGCGUAAGUCUGUUGACGAAAACUGGAAAGACACAGUCUUAAAAACAACCUUACCUUCCUCAGCAGCUGUCAAUGACUCACGAAAAAGCAUUUUGGAGUGUCACGUUAAUCCCUACCUCCUGGUGAAGAAACGCAACAAGGCUGAAGAUGACCUCAGCGACGACCUUUCGGAAAACUCCCUUGAACACGAUGAAACUCUCACCAGUCAUUUUGACUCCUCCAAAGUAAAAUCAAUAGAUAGGAUAACAAACCCGAGUUCUGUAGCAGCGAUUGGCGGACAAAGAAUAAAAGUCUUCAACGAACAUAGGGAGGUCUUCGAUGAAGGGGGUCUUCACGUCACAAGGCUUCCGAUUCCUAAAAUGUCUCCAAAGAGACCUUCUAGAAGAAUCAAGGAGGCCAAAAAUGUGCUAAGGAGUAUUCUAAAAAAAGAUAGAUGUGAGGGCAAAAAAAAGAACGUCCUCUUUAACGUUGAUAAUGUUAUCUUUGCACCAGAAAAGCCACCAGAGAUUAGCGCAUCCAGGCGAACUAGCAGAAGUUCCAUCGGAGGUAUAGAACCGGAAGAGGUAGAGAACACAAUCGUGCUCGAAACACAAAUAAUUGAAGAACGGAAGUUCAUUACUAUUCCGAACAUCAAAGAUCCAUUGAAGCAGGAGAAACUGAAAUUACCGGAAGCCAGGAUCCUACCAAUAUUAAAGAGUGUGGCGCCUAUUGACAGGAUAAAGGUAGACAAAAUCGUGCCUUUUAGGCAGCUCGAGACUCUCGGGAACAAGGACAUGGAGGCGACGGCUGGUGUCAUGAUAGAGUCAAAGAGAAGUCAAGCAGUUCUUGGGAUGAGGAAAGUCGAACAACAUUAUGAUAAGAAAAAAGAGAAGAAGUCGAAGCGAGACGAUGAGCGGAUUGGAACGGCAUACGAGACUGAACUAGAAAUUGAGAUCGAUGAGCUUAAGCCGCAGCUGUCGAACAUUCCUAUUGAUGGGAGUGAUCUGAUUCUAAAGUCUAAAGAAAACUUGAGACAGUCUUAUCUGACUCGAAGUCAAAGCGAGUGUUCAAACUCGAGGACAAGGCUCUACGCCGAUGACACUGGCUUCAUAGACGGAAUGCGUGUGAGUAUUUUUGAUAGGGCGAAAGAAAUAGCUUCAUCGAAAACAAGUCCAAACGAGAUUCCGGUGGAAGUCAAAGGGAAAGCACAAGACAUCUCUACACCUGUUGCGACAAAGAAAUCCCAAGAGAAAAGAACCGUAGAAUUUAGUACAUACCAAGCUACAAAGAAAACAGACGAAGCAAUCAAGGAUUUACCAACUAGAGCAGAAGAACAGUUUUCCUUUAAAUUGGAUUCAAAAAAUCCCACAAAGCUCAUAAGAAACUUAGAACAUUUUUGCAGAAUGCGGCCUACAAGCGGGUCACCGCCACCAGGGAAAGCUAAGCACCUCACCAGAGACAGACAUGUUAGCGGUCCUGGAACUACGGAGCUGGAGUGCUAUCGGCGAGUCUCUUCAGUGGCAAGGAAGAACAUUAAAGACAGUGCACCCGAAGGUUUUACAACCUCUUCGACCUCUAAGAGACUCUUGAAAGAAUCAGACAAAAUAGUGGUUGGAGAAGUAGAGACAAAUGUGUGCAAAAUCACAGUAAGUCCUAGAGCUUCACGUUGGAUACAUAGACUCCAGAUUGGAUCAGACAUUUCAUCUGGGUCGAGUAAAACAUCCAUAUUUAUCAACGGGGACGUUUCGGAUGGAAGUGAGUUGAAUAAUAAGGUGACCAUUAGUGUUGGUGGUGAAGAGAGUGUCUUUAACCCAACCGUGAUUUCAGUAAAUUCUAACAAUUCUGAAAAGAUCCAAGACUCUUCGCGCAGUCGCACUUUGGUCAUUUUAGAAAACUACAAGUCAAAUAUUGUCGUGAAAUCAAUUUCAGAGAAGGAAAAAUCUAAGAUCAGUGAAGGUCUGGUUAAGAAGAGUGUGGAUAUUCCUUUAAGGGAUGAGAAUCAAGUUUUUGAGGCCAGCAGAAGAUCCAAGUCAUCAAACCAUAAACUUAACUGUUCUAACUACGAAGAGGAGACCUGCAGAUCAGAAUCAGAAUCUCAAAUACAAGAUCUCGUAGCCUUCAAUAGUUGGUCCACUCUCUCCAAAGAAUCUUUUAUAUCCGAAUUAUUUGAAGACUCUCUUAGAAAAGUUCGUGAAAAUUGUAAAAUUAUUGAUGAAAGCAGCGGAGAAGCUAUAUUGAAAAUCUUGAAGCAGAAUGUUCUAAAGAGCAAGGUAUAUGAAAGCUCGAAAUCGACACUUGAGACUGAAAAUUAUUACUCAAGAUCAUCGGGUUUAAAUUCCGAAAGCGAUUUUAUUUCAAAGAAUAUUUUUAUUAAUGAAAAUCCCUACGAAGUAAUCAAAGAGCCGAUCUACGAAGAAAUCGUGGACGAACCUCCAUCCGUCCCAAUGUGUCCUCCCCCUACAGAAGACUCUCUCAAAGAUAUGAUGUACCUUGGCGACAAGUUCAAGGAAGCUUACCACAAAAAGCCCAACGCAGGUCAGUUUCUGGAUUCUUACUUGUCUGAUGAAAUGUUCAAGAAAAUUAGUACUGCUGAGUUAGGAGUCGUAUCCCACCUGUUUAAAACUCCAGAAGGGUUCUUCAAUAAGGCUUCCUGUUCUUCUGAUAAAGAGAAUCUGUCGACUAAAUUUGAGCUGCUACACUUCCUCAUUAAUUCUAAGGAUCAUAUUGCACCCGCGGAGGAGGAUGAAGACGAAGAAAAAGAAGAGCAGGAGGAUGCAGAAAGGGAACUGGAAGCACUUUAUGAGCAGAAGGAAACAAGCUUAGGUGAUCUUAGUUCCAAAAGCUCUCAGAUAUCUAACGUUUCGGAUAGCAGCGAAGAUUGCAACAUUAUUCUCAUGAGUUCUCCAGAGAAUCUUAAAGCAAGAACCGUUGAGAUUGAAAGGACUGACAGUGGCGUGGGUUCCGAAAGUAGCCAAGCCAGCAGUAGUCGUAGAGUUGUUUGCAGACGUUUUCGAAGCCGAACUACGCCUUCUAAUCAAGGAAGUCUGAUUAGUAACAUCCCUCAAAUUGCGUCAAAGGCUUCCAAAUGGUGUGAAGACUGUGAACAACGAUUUGACUCACUACUUACAGAGAGCGGCAUCGUUUAUGCGUCUUUCAUAUGCAGGAAGUGUUCGAAGAAGCGCGCUGAGCGAAAAGAGAUAAUUACUGAAAUCGUGGAGACAGAGCAGAAAUACGGAAGGGACUUGAAAAUUAUCCUAGAGGAGUUUCACCGACCGAUGUUGAGAGCCGGACUUCUUACCCCGGAACAACUUUCAGCCAUUUUUCUGAACGUUGAACAACUACUAGAACAUAACCACGCCCUUGCUGAAAAACUGAAGGAUGCUGUGGAAUUUGCUCAGGAAUCCGGUGAUGAAGAUUUGGUGACGGUUGAUGUGGGAAAAAUAUUUCUAGAAUCAGAAAGAAUGCUUCACGCAUUUGAAAAUUAUUGUACUCGCCAAGGUGGCGGAAGUCUCCUCCUACAGAACUUGGAAAAAGAAAAAGAGCUCCUUAGGAUAUUCCUUAAAGUAUCACAGAUGGAAAACACUGUUCUGCGUAGAAUGAAUCUCAAUUCUUUCCUGAUGGUUCCGGUUCAAAGGGUAACAAAAUAUCCUCUUCUUCUUGCUCGACUUUUAAAAGCAACUCCAUCAAUUCGUUCAGAUACGCAGGAGGCAAAAAAAAGAUUGAAGCAAGCCCACAGCCAAAUUGAGUUGCAUUUAGAGCACAUGAAUGCUGAAGCCAAAGACGUAACUUCGACAAAACUCUGGCGAAGGAUAUCUAUAAUCCAAAAUGGAAGAAGGUGCGCCGGAGAACAGGAUAUGGAAUACAUAAAAUUGAGAAAAAUGGCUGUUGAAGUUUUGGAAUGGGCGCACGAAGAAGCUAGAUUUGUUUUGGAAGGUCGACUUCUCAUCGCUCAACCAUCGGAUAAUAAUUGGCGGCGAGGAAGAACAGUAAAACUAGCUCCGGUCACUGCUAUGCUGGUCACCAAUGGAAAACCUAACAAAGAACUCCCGGACUUAUCUGAUGAUUCUCUUCUUCCAAAACAAAAUAGAAUUAAGGAAGCUACGCUUCUUCUUGUCAAGGAAAAAAUUGGAAGAUACUCUUUACUUCGGGGACCCUUAUAUCUGAAUAAAUGUAUAGUAUGCUGUGAAGUAGACCUUGAAGAUUAUUUCGAAAUCCAGGAAAUCUCCUCUAAAGAGACGUUCAUUUUCAAGGCUGAAGACGGUGCCAAAACAAAAAGAUGGUGUAGGACACUGCAAGCUCAGGCGCAAUCUCUCGGCGCCUGGCGCCGGCGUCGCGGUGCUCUUCCUAACAUUAUGAUAAGUGGUGUGGCUAGAAGCUGAAAACUUGUUUCUCAUACGCACCGAUUAUAGCUUGUUGCAAAAACUAGAGUUUCCUACAUAUCUGUAUAAAGAAGAGAUGUUUAAAGGAACAUAUACUUUUAUUCAUACAAGAUUUCUAAUCACUUGUCCUUAAAAAUGUAAUAUAUUACUUAGCUGUAAGCUUACUUAAAAGAUUCUUGUUCUCUUACAAAAAUGAUGAGUAGCUGCAAUAUCAAUCGGUGCAUUGGACUUUUAAAACUAAUUUCGGGAAUCGAAGUGGAAGUGUGAACGCCAAAAAAUGCUCUGAGGGUCCGUCAAUAUUUUCGAACCAUUGUUAGUAGUACUGUGUAUAUAUAUAUAUAUAUUGACAAUAUUUCAAAAACAGAUAAUAACAGUACUACCAAACGAGUUAUUAGCUUGCUAAUGAUACAACAAUGACUAUUGUAUCAUCCUUUUAUUUAAAAUAAAAGGUUUAAAGUUUUUCUGAACUUUAAGAAUGUUCAUUACUCAUUAGGACAAAAUUCAAGAAACAUAAUGAAUAUGCUAAAUUAAUAUGAAUAUUUAUUUUUAAAAAAUGAUUUCUUUUGAAAUGUUAAAUUACUGUGCAGUUACUGACGGCUAUAAAUGUAGCAAGUUCUGUAAUUUAAGGUUUAGGGAAUAACGCCAAACUGUAAUCGGCUACAAUGUUCUUUGAAAACAUAAAAUAUCAUAAAA
Messenger RNA from Belonocnema kinseyi, 6863 nucleotides. RefSeq lists its product as uncharacterized. Gene Ontology annotation, biological process: positive regulation of Rho protein signal transduction. Gene Ontology annotation, molecular function: guanyl-nucleotide exchange factor activity. Lineage: Eukaryota; Metazoa; Arthropoda; Insecta; Hymenoptera; Cynipidae. The coding region runs from base 918 to 6170 and encodes 1750 amino acids. The record is from RefSeq and is a predicted model, not a curated record. The transcript has 15 exons.